Messenger RNA from Eutrema salsugineum, 2457 nucleotides. Its product is annotated as mitogen-activated protein kinase 19. Bases 514 to 2310 code for a protein of 598 amino acids. The record is from RefSeq and is a predicted model, not a curated record. Lineage: Eukaryota; Viridiplantae; Streptophyta; Magnoliopsida; Brassicales; Brassicaceae. Gene Ontology annotation, cellular component: nucleus; cytoplasm. Gene Ontology annotation, molecular function: ATP binding; MAP kinase activity. The transcript is spliced from 10 exons. Gene Ontology annotation, biological process: protein phosphorylation; intracellular signal transduction.
AGAAAAAAAGAAAUCAAAUCGGUAUAUAUAAACAUUUGUGAUCUACAGAUUUUCUAUCAUCUUUUUUUUUUCCGAUCGCAAAAUCUUGAGGAUUUAGAUUUUCUCAUCUCUUCUCUCUCGAUUUUGCGUAGGAGUCUGUGGAGUUCGCUUGCUUUUGGAGUUCUAAUCUAGGGUUUCUCGAAAUUUUCGAUCGGGUUUUGGUAUCUGGAAUUUUUUAAAUUUUUGAUUCUGUGAUUCGAAGAAUCGCCAUUUUCUUUGAUCACUAAUUUCUUUGUUUAUUGCGAUCUCUUCCGAGAUCAUAUUGAGGGGGAUUUAAGUUGCUGAGUUUCGGAUUUUGAAACUGAGGAAGGCGAUAGGGUUGUUGAGCGGUAUUGUUCUCUGAUUUGGUCGAACUUGGUCACCUUUUCACUUAUUAGUUUCUGAGAAACUCAGUCUGCGUUAUCUUUUUUCUUGCCAUUUUUGUUCGUCGAAUAAUCUGGGAAGACUCGAGUUUUUUAUUUUUCUUUGAAGAGGAUGCAACAAGGUCAGGGCAAGAAGAACAUGAAAGAGAUGGAAUUUUUCACUGAGUAUGGUGAUGCCAACCGUUAUCAGAUUCUUGAAGUCAUUGGGAAAGGAAGCUACGGAGUUGUUUGUGCAGCUAUUGAUACACAUACAGGAGAGAAAGUCGCCAUAAAGAAGAUCAAUGAUGUAUUUGAACAUGUCUCUGAUGCUCUCCGUAUCCUUCGUGAGGUCAAGCUUCUCAGGCUCCUAAGGCACCCAGAUAUAGUUGAAAUCAAAAGCAUCAUGCUGCCACCUUCGAAGAGGGAGUUCAAAGACAUUUAUGUGGUCUUUGAGCUCAUGGAAUCAGACCUACAUCAAGUCAUCAAAGCCAACGAUGACUUGACACGGGAACAUCACCAGUUUUUCCUUUAUCAGAUGCUUCGUGCCUUGAAGUAUAUGCAUACAGCUAAUGUUUACCAUCGUGAUCUUAAACCGAAGAACAUACUGGCAAAUGCAAACUGCAAGUUGAAAGUCUGCGACUUUGGACUAGCAAGAGUGUCGUUCAAUGAUACGCCUACAACAGUCUUUUGGACGGAUUAUGUUGCCACAAGGUGGUACAGAGCACCUGAGCUCUGUGGAUCAUUCUGUUCUAAGUAUACUCCAGCUAUUGAUAUUUGGAGCAUUGGCUGCAUCUUUGCGGAAGUUUUAUUAGGGAAGCCUUUGUUUCCUGGAAAAAGUGUCGUCCAUCAGUUAGAUUUGAUUACCGAUCUUCUUGGCACACCAAAAUCAGAGACCAUUGCUGGAGUUCGAAAUGAAAAAGCUAGAAGAUACUUGAGCGAAAUGAGGAAGAAAAAUCUUGUCCCCUUUUCGCAAAAGUUUCCGAACGCAGAUCCUUUAGCAUUGCGCCUUUUGCAAAGACUGUUGGCUUUUGAUCCAAAAGAUAGGCCGACUGCUGAAGAGGCGCUGGCUGAUCCUUACUUUAAGGGCCUUGCUAAGGUUGAAAGAGAACCUUCUUGUCAGCCAAUCUCGAAGAUGGAAUUUGAGUUUGAAAGACGAAGGUUGGCAAAAGAUGACAUCAGAGAGUUAAUAUACAGGGAGAUACUAGAAUACCAUCCACAGCUGCUCAAGGAUUAUAUGAACGGAUCUGAAGGCUCAAGUUUCUUAUAUCCUAGUGCCAUUGGUCACCUGAGGAAACAGUUUGCGUACCUAGAAGAAAAUAGCGGCAAAAGUGGGCCAGUCGUACCUCCAGAGAGAAAGCAUGCUUCACUACCACGGUCUUCAGUUCAUUCCAGUGUAGUUACCUCCAAUGCUCAACCUGGCUUGAAUGCAUCAGAUAGUCGACGUGGUUCUUUCGAGCCUUCAAGAAAUGGAGUAGUUCCAUCAGUUUCAGCAAAUUCAACUAAAUCUUUAGGACCUCCUCCAAGAGUACCAUCAGGUAGACCAGGCCGUGCUGUGGAAUCAUCUGUAACUUAUGAAAUGAACAAGAACCUCAAAGAUUCGUCCUAUGAUGCAAGGGCAGCUUAUUACAGAAGCACGGUACUCCCUCCACAGACCGUAUCUCCUAACUGUUUCUUCUAUCCUAACACUAUGAACCAAGAGAAGCGCGGUGGUACAGAAGCUGCUUCCCAGCCAAAGCCGCAGUUUGUCCCCACCCAAUGUUCCGCGAAGCCAGCUGAGCUGAACCCAAACCCUUAUGUACAAUCACAGCACAAGGUGGGUAUUGAUGCUAAGCUGUUCCAGGCACAAUCCCAGUAUGGUCCUGCUGGAGCCGCCGCGGUUGCAGUAGCAGCACACCGGAACGUAGGCACGGUUGGGUAUGGCAUGUCUUAGAAUUAGCAGUUUGUUGGUGUCAGGUGAUUGAUUGCCUGAAACUCCCCUCGUUAGUCCUUAUGUAAUGUAAGUAUUAUUCGACCAAGCCUGAUUUGAACACAUUGAGAUUGUAAUAGUAAAAAAUAAAUAAAAAGAGUUCAGUUUUAA